AUGAACAAGGUUACCGGCGGAGGUCCUCCUGAUGAUUGCUCUCCGUUUGUUCUCCUCGUUGAUUUCCUCCAUUUCCGUAGCAUCUGCACAUCUUGGCGCUCCUCCGUUUCCCUGGACGACAAUCCUUUCCCGAGACGCCCUCUCAUCGACCUCAACCCCCUCGUCAUCACUAUCCAUGUCGGCCCUAAUGAACCAAAGCAAAUCUUCGGCCUCGACCGGAGCGCAUUUCUAUCACGCGCCACCUUCUUCCGCGUCUCCUCCUCUGCGACGAGUCGGGGGUGGCUGAUGAAAUGCGAUAGUGAUCUCCUCGGUUACAGGAGACUCCGUCUUCUCAACCCUCUCUCGCGCCUCCCGAUGAGCCAUCUUGGCUUAACCAUCGAUCUUCUUAAUGUCUCCGAUAUUCAAGAUGCCUAUGUUGUUCAAAUCCAACGCAAGAAGAAAAAAGAACAACUUUUUGGAUUCAAAAGGUUGGUUGUUACGGCAAAUGGUCGCCUUCUUGGAGUAGGAUGCGACGGGAAGAUAAGGUAUUGGAACGGAGACGUCUGGACCAAAAUGAAAGAGCAAGUAGCUCGAUUCUGUGACAUCAUAGUUGAGAGAGAGAGAGGGCUAACGUACACCUUGGAUUCGCAUGGGAAUGUCUGGUGGGUUAGUUCCUCUCUGGGCAUCUUUAGGUAUGGACCUUCACUGGAUGAAUAUGCCACUAAGGAAUCUUGUAGAGACUUGGUUUUGGUGGAGUGUGGUGGAGAGUUAUACGUUGUAGAUCGUGUCGUUGAUGAUAGCCUCUGGAUCAGAAAAAGUGGUAAUUGGUGUCGUUAUCGUUUCACAAUGAUACACGACGAUGAUGGGGACGAGAGAUGGGUAACACCGGAAAUAUCUCGCUUCUAUCCCAAGACGGUGGGUUUUAAGGUUUACAAGGUUGAUGAAGAAGUGGGGAAAUGGGUACAAGUUAUGUCCUUGGGAGAUCAUGCGUUUGUGAUGGCUAGCGAUGCUUGUUUCUCGGUCUUCGCUGAUGAGUUUUAUGGAUGUUUGAAAAACGCCAUUUACUUCUCCGACGAGGCAGAACCUGAGACCACUAAGGUGUUUAAGCUUGAUGAUGGGAGCAUCACGACAAUGACGACGAGAUACCCGAGGAGUUUCCGUAGCGUCUGCCGUUCUUGGCGCUCCUCCGCUUUCGACAAUCCUUUCCGGAGCCGACCUCUCAUCGAGCUCAAACUCCUCGACCCAACUGAAAAUGCCUCCCAACAAGGAAACGCGUUCCUCUCAGGUGCCGCCUUCUUCCGCGUCACUCCCUCCUCCUCGCCGAACCAAGGGUGGCUGAUCAAAUCCGACACCGAUCUCAACUCGGGGAAAUUUCGUCUUCUCGACCAUUUCUCGCGCAUCCCUUUGAAACACAGGUGCAAGAGCAUCAAUCUCUUGCGUUUCAAUGUCUCCGAGAUUCAAGAAGCCUACGUGGUUCACGACAGGCGCAUGGACGAACCAGAUCCCGGAUUCAAAAGAGUGGUUCUUGCCACCGUCCAAGGAGGAGAUCAUGCUUUGGGAGUCGGCUGGGACGGGAGGAUCAGGUUUUGGAGUGGUCGAAUCUGGACCAUACUCAAAGACCAGCUUGCUGAGUUCACCGACGUUGUAAUCCACGGAGGGCUAACUUACGCCUUGGCUUCGGAUGGGUCAGUUUGGUGGAUAAGCUCCUCUCUUUCCAUCUUCAAGUACGGACCACCAUUAGAUGAAAGCAUCACUGGUAGCGAUUGCAGAAACUUAAGCUUCGUGCAACAUGGUGGAGAGCUUUACAUUGUUGAUCGUAUCCUUAAAGAGGGUGAUACCUUGGAUCCUAAUGUUUUUUAUGUUUGCGCUGUCGACGAUGAUGGGAACCAGAUAGGCGAAACAUCUCCCAAAACGAUCGGUUUCAAGGUUUACAAGAUGGAUGAGGAUAUGGGGAAAUGGGUUGAAGUUAAGUCAUUGGGAGACGACGCCUUUGUGAUGGCUACCGAUACUUGUUUCUCGGUUUCGGCCGGGUGUUCAAGCUUGAAGAUGCUAGUAUCACAAGAGCCACCAGUACCGAGCAGAACUAGAGUCUCCUAG
Molecule: messenger RNA, 2076 nt
Organism: Thlaspi arvense
Lineage: Eukaryota; Viridiplantae; Streptophyta; Magnoliopsida; Brassicales; Brassicaceae
Source: the annotation of a GenBank genome assembly